AUGCCCUCCGCAACGGGUACCAAACGAGUCAGGGGUGUUUCAAUUUUUCGGCCAUUCAUCUUCGGCAGCGAAGCGACACCCUUCGAUCCAGACGCCAAACCAGAAGGCGUACCCGCGGAUCACACCCACCAAUGGCGCGUAUACGUCCGGGGAGUCAACGGCGAAGACAUUUCCUACUGGUUAAAGAAAGUGCAAUUCAAACUCCAUGAAACGUACGCACAGAAUGUCCGCACGGUCGAGAACGCGCCCUAUGAGGUUGUCGAGACCGGAUGGGGUGAAUUCGAAAUUCAGAUCAAGAUCUACUUCGUUCCAGAAUCGACCGAGAAGCCGCAGACACUUUGGCAUAGUUUAAAGCUACACCCGUACGGUCCCGAUGCAGAAGGGAUGAAGGAGCGGAGGGAGGUCGUCGUUAGUCAGAAUUACGAGGAGGUUGUGUUCAAUGAGCCCGUGGAGCAGUUUUAUGAGUACCUUACUGGAGGGUCGGGGACGCCACAGCCGCAGAAGGGGAAGGGUGGGAAGAGUGCGAAACAGGCUCAGCAACAGCGGGGUGGGAGGACGGCUGAGAUCCCAUAUAACGAGACAGCGGACAACCCUUAUAGUAGAACGGCGGAAAAUAAGGAGCUCGACCGGUUAGGCGAAGCCAAUAAAACAGUGGAGCAGAUGAUUAAGGAUGAAAAGGAACGGCUUAUUGAACGCGAGAAGCGGUUAGCAGAGCUACGGGAAAGCGAAGGAGUUCCGACGCAGUCUCACAAAAAGAGAUAA
Molecule: messenger RNA, 762 nt
Organism: Aspergillus puulaauensis
Lineage: Eukaryota; Fungi; Ascomycota; Eurotiomycetes; Eurotiales; Aspergillaceae
Gene: yaf9
Product: YEATS domain-containing protein YAF9
Exons: 3
Coding region: 1-762 (253 amino acids)
Biological process (GO): regulation of DNA-templated transcription
Source: RefSeq, a predicted model, not a curated record